UCAUCUAAUCAUUAUGAACGAGUGUUAUUGAAUGGAGAGAAACAAGAUAGGAAAUGGCUUGUAUAUUCUGUUUCUAAGGACAAAGUGUUUUGCUUUUGUUGUAAGUUAUUCAAGCAAGAUCAUAACACUUCCCGAAUGACAACGGAUGGAUUUAAUGAUUGGAAACAUCUUAGUGAACGACUUAAAGCUCAUGAAACUAGUAGUGAACACCUAGUUUGCAUGACCAAAUGGAUAGAAUUGCAAGUGAGGUUGAGAAAACUUGAAACAAUUGAUAAGAGUGUACAAGAACAAAUAGAUAGGGAGAAAGAGCAUUGGAAACAAGUGUUAAAAAGAAUAAUAGCCCUUGUAAAAACUCUUGCAAGAAACAAUUUAGCAUUUCGUGGUCAUAGGGAGAAGCUUUAUGAAGGGAGAAAUGGAGACUUUUUAGGUUUUAUUGAGAUGAUUGCAGAGUUUGAUCCAAUCAUACAAGAACAUAUUUAACGAGUUAAAAAUAAAUCAAUUCAUUAUCAUUAUCUUAGUCCAAAAAUACAAAAUGAGUUGAUACUACUCUUAGCCAAUGAAAUUAAAAGUGCAAUUAUAGGAAGAGUAAAAAAGGCAAAAUAUUUUUCUGUUAUACUUGAUUGUACUCCUGAUAUAAGUCAUGAAGAACAAAUGUCUCUUAUAUUGCGAUGUGUGGAUGUUUCCGUCAAACCAAUAAAAGUGGAGGAAUUUUUUAUACAAUUUUUAAAGGUAGAUGAUACAUCGGGGCUAGGACUUUUUAAUGUGCUCAAAGAUAUUUUAAAUACCCUUGAUCUUGAUGUUGGUGACAUAAGAGGGCAAGGGUGGAAUGUUUUGAUGUCUUAUGUUGGAAAUCUAACACUUAAGCCAUUUUCUCAAACACGUUGGGAAAGUCGUGUUGAGAGUGUUAAAGCAAUACGAUAUCAAACUCCACAAGUUAGAAAUGCUUUAAUUGACUUAGUUAAUACUGGUGAAGAUCCAAAGACAAAGAAAAUAGCUAGUGCAAUGGAUAUUGAACCUGUUUUUAAAACAAAACGACUAAUUCGAAGAAAAAGACAAUUUGAUGAAAUUAACAAUGAAGAUUUAAUACAUUCAGUUGAGGAGUCAUUUAGAGUUGAUUACUUUCUAUACAUAGUGGAUAAAUCUAUUUCUUCUUUUAGAAGUAGGUUUGAACAACUUCAAUUAUAUGGAGAGACUUUUGGAUUUUUGUUUGAUUUGAAGAAGUUACAUUCUAUUGAUAAUGAAAGUUUGAUAUCGUAUUGCACUAAACUUGAGAAUUUUUUGAAGUGUGAUAAUCUUUAUGAUAUUGAUGCAAGAGAUUUAGCUUUAGAAUUAAAAGUUUUGUGUAACAUCUUGCCUGAAGAAGUAAAAAAACCUAUUGAAAUAUUAAAUCAUUUGCAAAUGCUUGAUGGUGGUUUUCCAAAUACAUGGAUUGCAUAUAGAAUAUUGUUAACUAUUCCGGUAACGGUAGCCUCCGCAGAGAGAAGCUUUUCAAAGUUGAAAUUGAUAAAAUCAUAUCUUCGAUCCACCAUGUCGCAAGAAAGGUUAAAUGGGUUAGCUAUGUUGUCUAUUGAGAGUGAUUUGGCGGAAAAGGUUGAUUAUACUAAUGUAAUUAGUGAUUUUGCAUCUCAAAAUGCUAGACGAGUUAUAUUUAAGUAAUAUUUAUUUUUUUGGAGUUAGACUUUAACUAUAUGAUAAUCGCCACAAAAAAAUUUUAGAGGGCCCCUUGUUUA
Tripterygium wilfordii is the source of this 1730-nucleotide messenger RNA. RefSeq lists its product as uncharacterized. NCBI's taxonomy places the organism in Eukaryota, Viridiplantae, Streptophyta, Magnoliopsida, Celastrales, Celastraceae. The record is from RefSeq and is a predicted model, not a curated record. The transcript has 3 exons. Gene Ontology annotation, molecular function: protein dimerization activity.